Molecule: messenger RNA, 234 nt
Organism: Fusarium coffeatum
Lineage: Eukaryota; Fungi; Ascomycota; Sordariomycetes; Hypocreales; Nectriaceae
Exons: 4
Coding region: 1-234 (77 amino acids)
Biological process (GO): mitochondrial respiratory chain complex IV assembly
Cellular component (GO): mitochondrial intermembrane space
Source: RefSeq, a predicted model, not a curated record
AUGAGCAAAGACGAGAGCAAUGCGCAACGGAGCGCACAAGCCGAAGACGAUGAUGAGCCAGAUGAGUGGGACAAGCGGAUUUUUAGCACCGGAUGCGCAGAUGAGAAUGCCAAAAUGACGGAUUGCUAUUUUGAGAAGAAGGAUUGGCGCGCAUGCACUGCAGAGAUGGAGGCAUUCAAACAGUGCUGGAAAUCUCACAACAACGAUGAGCGCACAGCGACCAAAGACAACUAA